Messenger RNA from Limulus polyphemus (Atlantic horseshoe crab), 1711 nucleotides. RefSeq names its product 28S ribosomal protein S35, mitochondrial-like (gene mRpS35). Gene Ontology annotation, cellular component: mitochondrial small ribosomal subunit. NCBI's taxonomy places the organism in Eukaryota, Metazoa, Arthropoda, Merostomata, Xiphosura, Limulidae. The record is from RefSeq and is a predicted model, not a curated record. Bases 19 to 1089 code for a protein of 356 amino acids. Gene Ontology annotation, molecular function: structural constituent of ribosome. The transcript has 8 exons. Gene Ontology annotation, biological process: mitochondrial translation.
AGGGCUCUGUAAGCAAAAAUGUCAGCUUUCACUUGUGUGUUGAGGUACCCAAUUUGUAAAGUUUUUCUCUUACCUAAGAGGACUGAAAAAAUACUUAAGUAUGAAAUUUUUACUAAUGUAAUGCGUAUUUCUUUAUCAAAACAUUUGUCUCAGACCACAUUAAGUUCUUCACUUGAAGAUGAAGAGUUCAGAAAACUUGAUUUGUUGACAAAAGGCCGUCAGAAUCGGAAAGGCAGGCAGAGGGGUGGUGUGAAGACAGAGAUACUACCCCCAAGAUACAAAAGGAUGCCUUUUGACCAAGACUGGAAUUCUGUAUGGCCAACAGCACAGAGUUUUAAACCAUCUACUGUUCCACUUCCCCUGUUACAAGGCUUUGUGAAAACUGGUGCACCCCCUGAUAAGUACGCAAACACAGAGUUAAUGAAAAUACCAAAUUUCCUUCACUUAACACCUCCAACCAUUGAAAAACACUGUGCUGCUCUUAAAAAGUUUUGUACACCUUGGCCUAAACAAUUAAAAACAGAUGAAAUCUGCGAUAAAGAAUUUCCAGUGGAAAUUAUAACAAAUGAUUACUGUCAUGCUGGACCAUCUAUCCGUGACUCCAGGGCAAGGAUUGUGACUCUGAAGGUAAAACUGUCAGUCUUGCCACUAGACUACCAUGCCAAAGACAAACUACUUCGUCUAGUAGCAGACCGAUAUGACCCCACUAACGAUGUACUUUCAAUCACUGUAGACAGGUGCCCUCUUCGGAAGCAGAACUAUGACUAUGCCUGCUACCUGUUGACAGCACUAUUUUAUGAGUCGUGGAAAGUAGAACCUUGGGAGUCUGAAAAGACUGAAGCUGAUAUGGAGAAAUAUUUCUGGAAUGGAAGUCGGUCACAAAAGGCAAUUGUAAGCACUUUUAGAUGGAUGCAAGGAACUGUGCCUUAUGAGGUUUCUGAAACAGAUAUAUUGGCCCAAAAAGUGGCUGAGCACUAUGGAGAGGCAGUUUCUAGUAUCUACAACAAUGGAGAAAGCUCUGAAACUUUGCAGCAUUACAAAGAUGCUGCUUGUCAACUUUUGAACAUUACCCAGGAGAAGAUGUCAUGACUUUUGAAAUGUUUAAAAUAAUCCAAAUAGUGUAAUUAGAUAUCAUGGUCCAUCAUUACAGAAGGCUUCAUUAUGAACUAGUUGAGUUUCAAAAGAAGACAAGUUCAUUUAAUGACAUCAUUUAAUCUGUUGUAAUUUUGUUUAUUACUUACUUUGUACUACAACAUAUUCUUACAUUUGGGUUUCAGCAGUAAAGUUUUAGUUUUUGUUGUUAGUGGAAACAAUUGUAUAGUAGAUUUUUUUGUGCAUUUCAAAUAAUCACAGGAAUAUAAGAACCCCCCCCCCCAACCUCCCAUAGUAGUUUGAUAUGUAUAAUUAGUAGCAACUUUCUAUCUGAGUGUGGUAAAAUUUAGUUGCUACUUCUCACGAUUAGUAAAAUUAACUGAUAGGUUUGGAAUCAACACUAAAUAAGUUAACAUUUUGUACAUAAACAUGUAUAAUGUGUUUCAACUAACACUGGUGAUAAUAGAUUACCUCUGUUGAUGAGUAUAAGGUUUUGUUUUUUGCCAUCUAAGAUUUAAAGCAUAGGUUGAAAGUGAUAAAACAUCAUAGUUUAUUUUUCUUUAUGUGUACUAGAUUUGGCAUGUAACUUAAUGUUAUAAUAAAAUCUGUGAAUUCUUUA